AUGAUAAAGGAAAAUGAUAGAUAUGGCGAAGAUAGCAGAUACUCUAUUUAAAACUAAACAGAUUCAACAGAAUACGAAAGGAUGAUAAUAGAAUUACAGAAUCAGAUUGAAACCCUUAAUGACAAGUUAUUAGAAAAUAGUUUUAAAAAUUUGGAGCUAAAAUAAGCAAUUAAAAAACUUGAAAUGCUUGAGCAAGAAAAGGAAGGAAAGAUAAAGUAAUUAAAUGCUAAAAUGUAAAAUGAUUAUGCUAUAUAGAGAAUUAAUAAAUAAAGCACAAAAGGAUAAAAGAAAUAGACACUUGAAAGAGAUUUAUAGUCUAAAAAAGUUUACUUAUCAAAUUCUGUAGAAAUAUGUUAGUCAUCAAAUCUAUGAUGAGAAUGACGAAAACUUUUACGAUUAUGAAUCAAAUAUUGAGAAUAUUAUAGAAGAGAUUAUUCUAUCAUAAAAAUGUAAUUUUGAUUAAAUCAAAAAAUCAUUUGAGCCAAUUCUACAGCAACAACAAAUUGUUAUUUAAAAUAAUGAUUACCGUGAUUUGGAUUAAUAUUUUAAAGAUGCAGUGAUCUAAAUUAAAAAUAAAUUUUAAAGUUCUUAAGAGUAAAUUUUUAUUGUAAUUUAGUAUUCAUUAAACUAGUUACAAUCAAUCUUAUAUGUAUGAGGAGUUGAAACGUCUACGAUUAGCACUAAAUUUAUUUAUAAAUGAUUCUGUUGUGAUGAUUAAAGAUUAAUUAAACUAAAAGCGUUCAUUUUGUAAAGUACAAAAAUCAAUAAGUAUAUUUUAUAGAAUAUUGAGGAUAAUAAAAAUUAUUGCGCAGAAAUAUAAGUUAUACUAAAUAGUGUAACACAAAAUUAGGAUCAGUUCGAGAUAAGUUUGUAGUAGUUAUCUAUGGCAUUUAAGAAAAUUAUCUAAUUGGUUAUUUGA
Messenger RNA from Paramecium octaurelia, 919 nucleotides. The record is from the annotation of a GenBank genome assembly. Lineage: Eukaryota; Ciliophora; Oligohymenophorea; Peniculida; Parameciidae.